AUGAACAGAGCUGAAGUAUUGGGCCUGUACAAGUCAAUACUUCGGCUUCACAGAUCGCUUCCUAUGGAGUUCAAGAUUCUGGGAGAUCGAUAUUGCAGACAGGAAUUUAGAAAUCACAAAAGCGUCACUGAUCCCGGUUUACUCACGGAUUUUAUACACGAAUGGAAAACAUACAAAGAACACGUAGAAGCUAGCAAAAAGGGUAAAGAGACGCUUGAAAGGCUCGGAAAAACUCUUACACACUCUCAAAUUAAUUCCCUGUCAACUGAGCAAGUUGGACAGUUACACACUCUUUGGGAGGAAACCAAUAAGCCCUUCCUUAUCUAA
Molecule: messenger RNA, 327 nt
Organism: Mitosporidium daphniae
Lineage: Eukaryota; Fungi; Microsporidia
Exons: 2
Coding region: 1-327 (108 amino acids)
Biological process (GO): mitochondrial respiratory chain complex II assembly; succinate metabolic process
Cellular component (GO): mitochondrion; mitochondrial intermembrane space
Source: RefSeq, a predicted model, not a curated record